Molecule: messenger RNA, 1446 nt
Organism: Trifolium pratense (red clover)
Lineage: Eukaryota; Viridiplantae; Streptophyta; Magnoliopsida; Fabales; Fabaceae
Exons: 5
Coding region: 281-1231 (316 amino acids)
Source: RefSeq, a predicted model, not a curated record
CGGUAGCAUGUAGGAUGAUGAAAUGAAAUGUACACGUGUGGGGAAUAUCUAGGUCCAAGAAGAAGCUAAACCUUGAGGAGGUUGCACGUUUCCUUCUUAUUUUGUUCCUUCUCCUCCUCCUCCUCCUCCUCCUCCUCCUCCUCCUCCUCCUCCUCCUCGUACCCUUCUUCACAAGUCACAACUCUUCAAUUCUACUUCUCCUCGUCAUAACAGAUAAUUGCAUCACAAAUCUUAUAAUUUGAGACAGUUCAGGAAAAUUCAUCAUCGUUUGAACGAUAUUAUGAUCACCAUGGAUGUAAAAGGAAUAAAUUGGGUUGGAGACAUGUACCAGAAAUUUGAAAAUAUGUGUCUGGAGGCAGAAGACAUUAUGUAUGAGGAUACAGUUGAAUAUAUAGAGACUCAGAUACAGACUGUUGGAGAUAGUGUCAAAAAGUUAUAUUCUGAUAUCGUGGGAGAUUUAAUUCCUUCAAUUUCAUGCAUUUUGGAUGAAAAGGAAGACUCUGAAUUGCCAAUAGAUCAACAACAUACUGACGCUGGGUUCUGUAAGAAGCCAGUCCAAAAUUCCAUGGAAAGAUAUGCAAAGGUUAAUACCAAGCUCAAGCAAACAAACAAUGGUUUGAGAAUUGAUCAUAAUGCUGAUAAUAAUAAUGUCAUACAUAAGACUGGUGCUUUGUUUAAGCCAUCUUCAAGAAGUUAUGUCAAAAAAAGCAAUAUUGUUUCACGUCCAAGACAGUACGUUGGGAGCAUGGAUAUUAAAUCAAAUCUAAGCAUUGAUGUAAAUAAAGUAAAUGAAAAAAUGGCUGCAACCAAGAUAUUCAAUGAACUCACUUCAGCAGAACCAGAUACACGCAUGCCACCACUGUGUUCUGAAAUUUUAAAUGAAGAUCAAAAUCAUAAAGCUAGUGUUUCAAAGCCAGCUUCAGAUGUAGUGGCAAGGCUUUCUUCUGAAGAAAAACAGAUUGGUGCGAGUUCUUAUGAUAAAAAAUGUCAUAAUACCAUGCAAGAAGAUCAUCUAAAGCUCGAGGAAACUUGUGUUAUGGUGACCGGAGAUGAUCUCCAAUUAAUUGCCAAAGAAAUCGCUAAUCUGAAGAAAACAAGGCGACCAGGCUUUUCUUUAUCCAAGAAGUCUGCAAGAAAACAAGAGUAUAUGGAGCUUGCAAUGUGGCAUGGGAAUAGUGAAAAAGUAAAGGGAGUUCCUAGUGUGUCUGAAUCUGAAUGGGAGCUUCUGUAGAUACCAGAAUGAGUAAAUUGUGCAGAUACAUAACCAAUCCUACAAACUUGAUUUCCACUCCUAAGUCCUUAUGAAGGAGAUCAAUGUACCCUUCUGGAAAUUUUAGAUGUUAAGAAGAUUUAAAUUCCUAAAAUAUCUCGCCAUAUAUAGAAUACAAAAUAAUCUGUAACUUCGCUUAUUUUAUAAAAUAUUGAACACAUCCUAUUUGCAUAUUA